AUGGAGUCACUCGACCGCUCUCCCUCACCUGACUUCUCGCCCUUGGCCAUCGGCGAAGACUUCACACCGCUCCCCACCUACAAGGCCGCAACUACGUCAGCCUAUGACAUGUCCGGCCUGCUGUCAACUCCCCUUCAACUACACGAAGAUCUCGCCUCGGGAUGCGGCGGUCAAACUUGGCCUGCAGGCAUGGUGCUUACAAAACACAUGCUACGCUACCACCGGGAGAACCUCAAGGGCGCGAGAAUACUUGAGCUUGGCGCAGGCGGCGGACUCGUCGGACUGGCUGUGGCUUUAGGUUGUGGAUUGCAGGAAAAGCUGUACCUCACAGACCAAGACGAGAUGUUCGAGCUGAUGGGACGGAACACCAAGUUGAAUGGCCUCGAAGACAAAGUCAAGCCCAUGAUCCUGAACUGGGGCGGGCCGCUGUCCCAAGAGGUUGUCGAUUUCAAGCCCAAUGUCAUUCUGGCAGCUGAUUGCGUCUAUUUCGAGCCGGCCUUCCCACUGUUGCUGGAGACUCUGACGAACCUGUUAGCCUUGGAACCUGACGCUGUUAUUUACUUCUGCUUCAAGAAGAGAAGACGCGCGGAUAUGCAAUUUCUGAAGAAGGCCCAAAAGGCGUUCCUGGUGACGGAGAUUGUCGACCAAGAUCGCCCUGUCUUCAGCAGAGAGGGUCUGUUCCUCUACACUUUUGCAAGCAAGAAGUCGACGUCAAACGGGACCCGAAAGUGA
Colletotrichum phormii is the source of this 732-nucleotide messenger RNA. Its product is annotated as putative methyltransferase-domain-containing protein. The record is from RefSeq and is a predicted model, not a curated record. Gene Ontology annotation, molecular function: protein-lysine N-methyltransferase activity. The transcript is spliced from 3 exons. The coding region runs from base 1 to 732 and encodes 243 amino acids. Gene Ontology annotation, biological process: peptidyl-lysine methylation. Lineage: Eukaryota; Fungi; Ascomycota; Sordariomycetes; Glomerellales; Glomerellaceae. Gene Ontology annotation, cellular component: cytoplasm; cytosol.